Messenger RNA from Gadus macrocephalus (Pacific cod), 2951 nucleotides. RefSeq names its product WD repeat-containing protein 49. The annotation marks the transcript as partial. The transcript has 17 exons. Gene Ontology annotation, molecular function: protein binding. Lineage: Eukaryota; Metazoa; Chordata; Actinopteri; Gadiformes; Gadidae. The record is from RefSeq and is a predicted model, not a curated record.
UCUUCCUCUCUUCAGGUGGAUAUAGACAGCGAGGGCCUUGUUGACUGGCCCAGGCUCUGCUCCUUUCUGCUGCGUACGUCUGCAGAGAGAGAGAGCUCAUCCACGCCUAGGGUCGCCGUAGUAGACGCCUCGCCGCUCAUCAAACACUGCCUCCACAACAAGCAAGAGACCACUGUGCGGGUCGUCGCUGUCUACCAGCCGGCCUCCCUCCGCUAUAUUAGCGUCAGUAAAGGGGGGCGACUGAUUGUCUGGAACAGCCGUCUACACAUCCUCCAGCACCUUGGUCUCUGCGGGGACCCUGCAGAGAAGGCCGUAACAAGGGGCAACCGAUUCAGAGGCUGGACCACGGAUGCUGUGUACAUGAGCAAUGUCCACAAGAUCGCCAUAGCAACCGGAUGCAGGGAGCUGCGAUUCGUUAACUUCUCAGCGACGAGACUCUCAGAGGAGGUCAUCCUCUUUGGCUUUCAUAAUGUCCCAACUGCCCUUUGCUACUGGUAUGAUAAAAAGUCUCCGGGGCAGCGCUCUCUUCUCCUUUGGGGCGACGACAAGGGAGGGGUCAACCUGAUUUGGUUUCUGAACCCAUCCAAGGGCCUGUUUGAGAAUCAGCCCGGUGAAGACCCUGCACCCCAGAGAAUCUAUAUGCCGGACCUAUCCGACCACAGCAGUCUGGUCACCUACCAGCACAUCCCCGACAUCCACAGGGCGGCCAUCAACAGGGUCAUGUUUGAACCCGAGGCAGAGCUGAUCAUGACGUCAUCGGAGAGCGACGAGACCUCUGUGGUCAUCAUGCAUGCGUCACUCAGGAGGGACCCUUACAUCUGGAGGAUGGACCAGGGCGUGAGAUGUUUCCACUACAGCAGGGGGCUGCGGCUGCUGGUGACGGGGGGCUUUGACACGGCUGUCCGGCUGUGGAACGAGGUGGUGACCGCCCGUCCGGUGGCCGUCCUGCGCGGCCACAGCUCCACCGUCCUGGACGUGGUCCUCUACCAGCCCCGGGGCCAGGUGUUCAGCUACUCCAGGGACGCAGAGCUGAAGAUAUGGGCCAUCUCCUCCCACCACUGCCUGAGAACAGUGCGCCUGCCGUUCCCUUGCUUCCAGCCGGGCCGCUCCCCGGAGCAAAGCAGCUUCCCCUUCCUGUUGGUGGAGGCUGCGCUUCCUGCCAAGGGCCCGCCCCGUCUGCUGGUGGCUUGCAAAGAUUACCUAGCUCUGCUGCGAUUGGCCGGGGGCCGAGGAGACGACGCGACGGCGGCGGAACGAGAAGGGGCGGGGCGUGAGGUGAGACACGGACGCCGGGCCGCGCCCAUCACUGCCGCCCUGUACAACCCCGGGCUGGGGCAGGUGGCGACCGGGCGCCAUGACUCCUCGCUGGCCGUGUGGGAGGCGGCCACGGGCCGGGCCUGCUUCACCAUCCACGGGGCCCACGGAAGGGAGGCCCUCACCUGCAUGGCGGUGGACUCCAGCGGCAGGAGGCUGAUCACAGGGGCCCGCAACGGCACCGUCAAGGUGUGGGACCUGCUGAACGGCCAGAACCUGCACAAGUUGGAAGCGGUGUCCGCCUCAGAGGUCACCGGGGUCACCUGUCUCCAUGGCAACCAGUUACUGACAGUGGGGUGGAGUCUACGGCUGGCGCUGUAUGACAUCAAAGGUGCCCAGGAUGUGUACGUGAAGGCUGACAUGGCGUGGAAGUUCGAGGGCGUGCAUAAGUCGGACAUCCUGGCCUUGUGCCCGUGCCCCGCCCUGGGGGUCAUUGCCACAGCGAGCUACGAUGGAGAGGUGGUGGUCUGGAGGGUGGAGACACAAGGGCCAGUGCAGAGGCUACAGAGGGACUCGCAGACAGGGGUGGCGCCCCCUGUAGACCACCUGCUGUUUCUGCAGCGCAGGGCAGCUGACAGACAGUGGAGAAACAGAGCCGUGCUGGUCUCCUCGCAGGGGGGCUCUCUGUAUUUCUGGAGCCUGUCAGGACACACACAACCGCAUGGACAGCUCUGCGGCCCGGGUCGGCCAGGUGAGCGUGUGUUAUCCCUGAGCUCUGAUCACCGUGACAACAGCGUCCUGGUAUCAGGGGACAGCACCGGCUGCCUCCAGUUGUGGGAUAUUUCACACUACGCCCUGGACGUCCUGCAGAAGCCAGUGUGUGAGCGGCCCCCUCCUCUCCUGCACCGCUGGAGGGCUCACCAGGGGGCGCUGGUCUGCACCGAGGUGUUGGAGCUCCCCCAGGGGCUCUUCAUCCUCACCGCCUCCACCGACGGCUCUGCCAGGCUGUGGACGUCCACCGGGACCCCCGUGGGGUGCUUCGGAGAGGGGGUGCAGUGGGACGUGGCCCACCCUGCCUACUAUGAACGCGAGAGCGAGGGGGAGAUGGGCGAGAGAAUGAUGGAGGAGGGGAACGAGGAAGGGAGCAAUCAAAGUGACCCUACUGGGGGAAGAGCCCCAUCCGGGGUGAAAGGUCAAACCUCAAAGCAGGUGAAGGGCCAAGGUCAAACGUCACCGGAGCAGAUUGAUCACCAAGCAGCUUCACCUGAACAGACUGAUGCUCCACACACAGUGGAGACCCCCAGCCCGCCACAACACCAGCAACGUUUAUGUCAGCACCUAUUUGAGGACACGGACCGUCGGAGGAGGCGGCGUUUGCUGAGCAGCAUCGACCUGAACAAACUGUUCCAGGUCGGCACCACAUGCUCCCCCCACCACGCUCUGGCCCUACAGGACUGCAAGGAGAUGCCCCUCCCUCCAGAAUUACCCAUAAGCCCCUGGGCGGACAGUCAGAGCCUGAGCCGCAGCGGCGCCAAGAUGAGCUGUGAGCGGGAAAAUCAAGCUAACCGAUGUUGACACCUUUAAAUGCUUGAAUAUAAAUAGUGUUUUUAAUCAAACAUUUAUAAUGUUCUUGUUCUCCAUUGUAUUCUUCCUUUUUUGUGUCAUUAUUUUGAAUAAAUGAAAUGGAUGUGCUUUAA